Doryrhamphus excisus (bluestripe pipefish) is the source of this 8304-nucleotide messenger RNA. RefSeq names its product aryl hydrocarbon receptor. Gene Ontology annotation, molecular function: transcription cis-regulatory region binding; nuclear receptor activity; protein dimerization activity. The record is from RefSeq and is a predicted model, not a curated record. Lineage: Eukaryota; Metazoa; Chordata; Actinopteri; Syngnathiformes; Syngnathidae. Gene Ontology annotation, cellular component: aryl hydrocarbon receptor complex; nucleus. Gene Ontology annotation, biological process: xenobiotic metabolic process; regulation of transcription by RNA polymerase II; response to xenobiotic stimulus.
CAGUUUUUUUUUUUGCUAGGCGGUGAUCAGGGUGUUACCUCAGAGGAUCUUCCUUUAAACUCACUCGGUGAACUUUUAUGAAAGUUUACACCGAAGCUGUGAUACUUGGUUAACUUCUGAUGGGCGUACGGACUGCAAAACACCCCAAACACAAAAGUUGUUUUUCUCCACCGAGAGCUCCCUCGGGAACGCGUAGCAUGUUUCACUUUCAACUUUUUGCUUCUUUUCUUCGGUGAUGUGAUUCUCCUCGGUUUGUCUGGCAGCUCUUCUGUGUGCGUUUUAUUCAAGGCGGGAUUACGUUUGCCACUUUUACGAGCUCGGAUCUCAAAAUGCUGCCGAGCUCGGCGCUUUACGCCGCAAAGAAAAGGAAGAAGCCGCAGCAGAAAAUACCCAAACCUCUACCUCCCGAUGGUGCCAAAUCCAACCCAUCCAAACGACAUCGUGAUCGGCUCAAUGGCGAGUUGGACAAAUUGACCAGUUUGCUGCCCUUCACUGAAGAAAUCCGGGCUCGUCUAGACAAGUUGUCAGUGCUCCGGCUCAGUGUGGGUUACCUGAAGGUCAAGAGCUUUUUUAAUGCCACCCUCAAGAAUGGAGCGAAUAGGUCCAGCUGGUACAACAAUCACAGCCCCGUUGCAGAGGGAGAUGCGCAGAACACACCGAUGCCAUGCACUCUCACCGCCACGCCGUCCACAGCCACGCCGUCCACAGCCACGCCGUCCACCUCCCUGGUGACCUCCAUUGACGGGGUUAGCUUCUCAGAGGGAGACCUGCUCCUCCAGGUGCUGAAUAGCUUUGUGUUGGUGGUGACCUCUGAAGGCUACGUCUUCUACACAUCACCUACCAUCCAGGACUUUUUGGGUUUCCACCAGUCUGACGUCAUCCAUCAGAGUGUAUUCGAGUUAAUACACACAGACGAUCGAGCACUUUUCCGCCGUCAACUUCACUUUGCCUUCAACCCACAUUCCAGCCAGCAGGAUGGUAUCGCGCAGACCAGUGAGCAGAGCAGCAGUGAAGUCAGCUCCAACAUGAUAACUUACAACCCUCAGACCAUCCCUCCAGAAAACUCGUCUUUCUUGGAAAGAAACUUCUGCUGCCGCUUCCGAUGCCUGUUGGACAACUCUUCUGGCUUCCUGGCCCUGAACUUCUGUGGUCGUCUGAAACUCCUUCAUGGCCAGAACCGGGUGUCAGAGAACGGGACGCAGGUUCCUCCACAGCUUGCUCUGUUUGCCAUUGCUACACCCCUGCAGCUGCCGUCCAUUGUGGAGAUCCGCACCAAGACGCUCAUUUUCCAGAGCAAGCAUGAGCUGGACUUCACGCCAAUCGGCAUUGACACCAGAGGAAAGGUGGUUCUGGGUUACAGUGAGGUAGAACUCCGCAUGAAGGGUUCAGGCUACAGCUUCCUCCACGCUGCAGACAUGAUGUACUGUGCCGACAACCACGUCACGAUGAUGAAAACAGGACAGAGUGUUAGUUCCGUCUUCAGACUGCUGACGAAAACGGGAACCUGGGUCUGGGUCCAGGCCACCGCCAGGCUUGUCAUGAAGGGAGAUAAGCCAGAUUUCAUUGUGGCCCGGCAGAGACUUUUGUCCAACGAAGAAGGAGAGGAACAGCUGCGUCUUCGUCGGCUGGAGGUGUCGUUUAGCUUCGCCACUGGUGAGGCGCUGUUGUACGAUCUGGAACCAACUGUGGAUAUGCUGGAGACUUGCUCCACCCCAAAGCAGAGGAAGGUAGACCAGUACACGGUCAGCUCUAACUCCAUCCUUGGCUUAAUGCUGAACCAGGAUCAGUCUAUCUACUGCAAGCACAACAGUACCAAGACCAUGAACGACCUUAAUGACAUAGCCUUCAAGGACACCCACGCCACAGUCAGUAUUCCUGGAGAUGUCUGGGAGCAAUCUUCCCCCAACCCUGCCGUUGAAAGCCUGGUCAAGUCAGAGGGCACGAUCCAGGACAUGAUGGAGACUCUGCAGGAGAUCCUGGGUGAUGGUAACCUCAUAGAUACAGUGAAUGUGAGACCUGAAGAGCUAAAGAGCUGGGAAAGCACCGUAAUGAAGGUGAAAAGCAACAGCUGCGAAAUGAGUGGCAAGAUAAAUGAACUUAUUAGUGAGGACAUCUUCUUGUAUGUGGAGGAGCAGCUCCAAAAAGAGGGUGGGCUGAAGUUGCCAGACCAGAUUGACGACAGCGUCCCAGUAUUGAACCACCAGAACCGGGGUCCUGCUGACCCAAGCUUUAGAUGGCCUUCAGAGCCUCAGAGCCAGUUCUUCAGUGGAGAGCAGAUGAUGUCUGAACCAUCUUCACUCCCGGAGAUGGAGAAACUGACCCACAUUGAUCUUCCUCAGCUGAGUUUUAAGAGUCCAGCAAUGGAGCAGAUUGGCUUACAGCAAACACUGUCACUUUCUACCGGCCUUCAUGGUGACCAGGACCCCACGGGUGGACCUCCACAGAGCUUUGUCCCGUCUUUGAGGGCCUCCUGUUCCGAGACAUCAAACAAAUUGAGGACCAUAAAGGAGAACAACCUAUUGUCGCUCAGACAACCCAAUCACAUCCAAAGGGCUCAACCAAUGCAGCACUGCCAUCCACAGAGGAUGUCCGGCCUGCCUGUCGACCACUAUGAUCAAAUACAGGCGGGGCUUAGCUUACAGAAUGGCCAGUGGAACUCAAAGCAUGCAGACGCUUUUGUGGAAAGGUACACUCAAAAUGUUUCUAAUGGAGCGCUGAAAGCCGAUCCACCAGCACCCACUAGUGUGCAGAGCCACUUGGAGGGUUCUUGGCAGCAGCUAGAAACUGAGUUCAUUUCAAAUGGACAAAUGGGAAUGAACCAAUUAUCAGGAUUUCAGACAAAUCCAGGCUUCACAGUGACCCAGAACACUCUGUCAAUGCAUGCUCUGGGGGGUCCACCCGUCGGAGGUUCAAGCAGCUGUAUGUUCCAUAACAACCCCCCCUCGCUGCCUGUGAACGGUGGGCAUUUCAGUCAGAUGCCGCCUUACCAGCGAUUGAAAGACGUCAGCAACCACAUCCCAGACAGCCCCUCGUGCUUCUAUCAGGGUGAGAGCGGGUCCAUGUCCCAUUCAGACACGGCACCGCUUUCCUGCCAAAUGACCCCAAGUGUUGACCUGGGGGGCCCGCUGAUGCAACAACAGUACCUAAGUUUCAGUGACCAGUUCAACAACCACUCAGUUGUCGGGAACAAGGGCGGGGCAUUUCCUCACUGCCAAACGGGAACUCCUGCUCCUCAGAGAACAAACAGGAAGCAGCUGUGACUUGUGGGCUGCAAGGGAUCACAAAAUGGACAAGUGUCUCGAAAAACAUGAACAUGCGCUUGACUGAAGAACAGAAAUGCCCCUAUUAUUUCUUUGUCGCCUAAAUGGUCAGGAUACUCAAGUAAGAGAUGAAAGCUCACCUGUUCGUAUGGAGUGUUUGAACGUGGAAUCAUUGAUCUGGUUGGAUUUGACCAAAAACGUGAAGAUCAGUGAAAUCUGUUUAAGGGCUCUUAUUGAUAACAUAGAUUGGAUGUAUGGAAAUUGACCUGACUGGUUUUUUGUUUUUUUCACUUUCAGCAAUUUCCCCGUCAGAGGUCACCACAGGUCACAUCACCCGCAUGAACGCUGUUGGAUUAGUUUGUACAACGGAUGCCCUGGUUGGCAAUCUCACCCAUGCUCUCCACCGUGUAGCACCGCACCGCCAGGGUUGCUUCCCUUAUGACAGUAGACGUCCCUUUUUUGGCCACAGGGUGCACUUGUGCCACAUUUGUUAUUUGUCCUUACUGCAGGGGGGUUCAAAGUUUCCAAGGAAAAUUGGAGGAUGCGGAGGAUGUGUGUUCAAGAUGCUAAAAGCCAUCCAAUGCAUGUCAAGGUAAGCUAUUUGAACAAACUACGGACAAGUUAGCAAUAAAGCUAAUUUGUAUAAUGAAGUAUGUGAUAAUAUACUGCAUAUAAUUAAUUGUUAAUUUUAUGUGUACACUAUUAAUAAAUACUGUGGGCACCACCUGAAUUAAUGGAACCUUACAAGCUGAAAAAAGCUGAGGAGUGACGGAUGAAUUUGGUUUCAGCUGCCAUCUCUUAACAUACAAACACGCACAACCAAGUCGCUCCCAGAAGGACAAAAUGGUCCAAAAUGAUAUCUACUUUUUUGAUCCAACCAACCUACAAAAACGAAACCUGCUGUGUGUUGUUUGAAAGCAAACAGUCUUUUUUUCCAUUGUUAUAUUUCAGUAGGUUUUUCUUACAGUGGAAAAAUAGCGCAGGCAAUGCCUCUCAGUAACAGAAAUGUAUAUAUUUAAACUAAAACAACAAAAGUUAACUUUGCCUAUGACUUUCAUAUGUAUUGCACUCUGUUUAGAAAGCUUAUAUACUAUGUACAUACAUUAAUAGACAAUUGUGUGACGCUAUCAACAGAUUGUAUUCCCUCUAACAUUUUUUUUUUUGCAACAAUGACUGUAAACGUGAAGCUGUCAGUCGUCUUUUUGCAGCAAAAGUCCGUCCUCUUUCUUCUUUCUGUCUCGUGGUUAGUUUAGGAUUCCUGCUCAAAGCCAGAGCAUCAACGGUGCAGAAGUAAAAAUAACAAAGGCAGCUAUCGUCUGGUUUAAAUGAGGAUGUAUACAUGCAGCAAAGGAAAUGGAAGAAGAGACUUCCAGUGUCUUACAGUCUGUGGGUCUUAAUAUUGCUCAACGAUAAAAAAGGAAAAAAAUGUCACUUUUUAUAAUUAAAACAUGCCCACCCUUUACAAAUGUUUAACUGCAGGCCACAUAAUAGAUGGAGGUAGCGUCUGAGUGGGGCUGGGUCGCAUUCAUCUCCACCAGAUGACUAACUUGUCAACAAACACUACCAGAAGCCCGUAAGCGGUCAUGACUAUAAAACCCAAGUACUGUAUAAAAAUAUAAUAUUGUGGUACCCGAAAGAGGCACAGUCCCAGGCAUUGGAGUUUGCUUCAAGGAAGUUGCUCGUUAUUUGGGCAAGUAGGAACUCAAAAAGGCAUGCAGGAGUAUUUUUGGCUUCCCAGCAUGCCUUGCGGUACUUGUUUUGUAAAACGUGGCUAAAUUACAUGUUUAGAGUAGUAGUACUUGCCCUAUUGUGUGUUUUCUUACAUGUGACAUGAUGUGCUGUCAUUUUGGUGUUGGCACCAUGAUUGUAGGCCUUGUUGUGUCCAGUGAGACGUCAGCUUCGGGUCUCAUUCAGGCUCAUUUAGUGUUUCAAAUGUGCCACGAUUCGAGACCACUGAUGUAGAGGGAUCUUUAUGGUACAGUGGAACCCUUUUAAGUCGACCAUGUCUUAAGUCGUCAAGGCCCAGUCUACCAUUCUUAUAAAACUCAUGUUGCCAUUCAUCAGGAGUGUCCAAACAGGGCUACUUUCUUAUUUUAUAAAACCAACACAUGUAGAUAUGCUAAUAAUUUAUAUUGUUCAUACUGUAUUUCAAGAAAAACUCCAUCUGUGGUUUGUGAUAUAAGUGGAAAAUCUUAGUAUUAGUAUGAACUUUGGUCAUAAUCGUUGUAAAUUUAGUUCUCUUAAUGACUUUUUUUCACAUAUGUUUGGAAAAAAUGUUAUUCCCAUUUUAAAACAUUUUCCCUCAAAGUUAUUUUUUCAAAAUGACAAAUGUAUUUUGUUUUGUUUACCAUACUAGUACAACCUUUACAAGUAUUACAACAAAAAUAUUUGAAGUCUUUCUACUGAAAUGACAUGAUAUUUCCUAAUAAUAUGACAAAUUUACUCUUUUUUUCAAAAAGUCAGAAUAUGCCUUUUUUCGCUUAGGUUUUUGGCUUUUUUCUUGUGAAAUUACAGCAGUUUUUUCUAUUUCUGCUGGGUUUUCUUAAAUUUCUACUUUAUUUCUACUUUACAUCUUUAUCCCCAUUCAAUUUUUACCUUAUUCCCAUAAUAUUUGAAUAUUUUAACCAGAAGCUAAUUUUCCCUCAUAAUAUGAUGGUAUUCUCGUAAGAUUAUGACUUACUAUUUUGAAUUUGUUUUUGUAAAAUUACUGCUUAAACAUUUGCAUUUUUGCUGCUGCUGCUGUUUUUUUUUUUGUAAAUUAGAGUUUUAGAAUUUACCACAGGCCGAUAAAGAGCCGCGGGCCACAAAUUAUUUCUUGAAAUUCAAGUUGUUCAAGUCCAAUGAAUGGCUUGAAAUGGCACAAAGGUAAAUGUUGAAGUGCCAGAGGUUACAAAAGGUAAGGUUACCCAGAACACACUGUGGUACUAUAGAACAUCAGUUGAACAACAUUGUACUGGACAAAGUCAUUUGGCGAGAAAAAGGGCCAGAACAGACAGGCCAUUUUUCCUCCAGAGAAAUUGUAGAAUUGUACAAGUACUACCUUUUGACAGGUCAUGUACACGGUUGACCACUUUUGUUGAUUUCUAUGCAACUCAUUGAUUAAGGUCUACAUGUGUCGUCGUAUUAUUAACUUCAGCGUUAUCGCUUGUGUGAUUUUGCCAAAGCAGACUUUGAUUACAUCAAAACUAAUCAAAACAAACAAAGGCUUCUCAGCCAUUUUUUCAUCCCCCUUUCUGCCUAAUGUCACAAGUCAGUUAGGUUAUGUCGACAACCACUUAUGUUGACGUGAGUCAGCCAAUCCGAGGGACUCAAAUGGGUUUCACUGUACAUGUGAAAGAUUCAGUAUUUUGGCUUAUAUUUGGACUUGAAAUGUAAUAUCUAGAAAGAACAUCCAUCCAUUUUCCAUCGCUUAUCUUGGGUAGCAGUCUCAGUAGGGAAGCCCAGACUUCCUGGUCUCAGGCCACCUCCAGCCACCUCAACUGGCUCCUCGCGAUGUGAGGGAGAAGCGGCUGUACUCUGAAACCAAAGUAAAUAAAAGUUGGAAAUUGGUUAAGUAUUUUUUAGGUAGUGCCGCUAACAAAUAAACACACCUACAGUAAAGUGUAAAGUACUAUUGCGUCAUGGUAUGUAAACACAGCAAUCAGAACUCAUUUGCAACCCUUUACAUGUGUUUUCAUGAGUGCUUUUUGUAAGAAUAUACAUUUAUGCUGGUGGUAUUGCCUGUAAAAGAAAAGGAAAGGCCAAUCAUACACUAUUGGUAUCGACUUUGGUGUGAAAUUUUAGGAUGAACCCAAUAUACUCUACAAUCUUCUUCACAGUUGAACUUCAUUUGACCUUCUAUGGACUUUUGUAUGUGUUGAGUCAGUACUUUUUUGGCACAACUUCCUCUUCUGUAAUAAGGAACUGAACAGCAAAGUUCACAACAGGUGAUUUUUCUUUUUCACGUUCUAAAAACAACAAGAAUAUGUGUUAAAAAAAAUUAAAAACAACAGCAAUUUUACAAGAAUAAUGUACAAAUAUUUAGAGAAAAAAGUUGUAAUGACAAACCUAUUUCGAUUAUGAAGCUCGAUAAAAAAAAAAAAGUAGAUCGGUAGUAUAACUACAACUAUUACAUGUUAUCAUCAGUGUAUGUGUUAAUGCAUGAUCACAGCGUGUAUAUGAAACCAUGCUUCAUAGUCGAAAUAGGUGUAUCCCAAUGAUGCACAUUGUAAGCUCGCUCAUAUGAAUUCAUUUUCUCAUGUUUUAAUGAAUAAAAUAUGUAUUCUUGUUUCACAUAAGGAUUGUGAAUAAUUGGCAGAAUUCCCCCCAAAAAGUUCAGUUGCCAUUUAAGGCAGUAAAGAUGAUAUAAUUACGAAAAGAACAUGGAAUAUGAAAAAAACAGCUGGAAAAAUAUGGGAAUAAUGUAUAAAUAUUAGAAUAUGUGUGAAAAUGAUUUACGAAGAAAGAAAAAUGUAAGGUAAAAACAACAGCAAAAAUGGAGAAUACUAAUAUUUCCUAUCAUACUAAUAAUACCUUUUCACCUGUAUGACAAAGCUGGCAUGCAGUUUUUCUCUUGAAAUAUAUAUAAUUUCACAGCAAUAUCAAAGUGGCCCUUGCAUCCUUUGCUUUUCAGUAUGAGGCCCUCAAUAGAAAACAUCGGGCCCCCCUGCGGUAGUGUGACUCUUCCGGAUUCUUUGUUUCUAUGUUGCAAUGAUGGCACUCCACCAAUUCCAAUUCAACCAGGACAUUUAUUGUUUAGAGAAGGUCAAAUUAAAGUUCACCUGUAAAGGUUGUCGUGCAUUUUAAAUUCCAGCCGAAAAGCCGAAUGUACCUAACUUUUUGUGAGUGUUGGAUAUUGUUUUGUUCAAACUCAGUUUGCUGGUAUAUACAGUAUAUUUAUGUAUUUUGUAACACAUUUUGUCACAUAUUAUCGACCUGUGUUUUAUUUUUGUACAUUCACAUGCACAGCUGCAUAUACAUGUGUAUACUCUGUAACUUUUCAGUUGAUUUCAUCAAGUGUCUUUCCACAGUCGCCGCAUUAAAGAUGCUCUGAUGCAUCUCUGAA